Messenger RNA from Eleginops maclovinus (Patagonian blennie), 2756 nucleotides. RefSeq names its product gap junction delta-3 protein-like. The transcript is spliced from 2 exons. Bases 507 to 1322 code for a protein of 271 amino acids. The record is from RefSeq and is a predicted model, not a curated record. Gene Ontology annotation, biological process: cell-cell signaling. Gene Ontology annotation, molecular function: gap junction channel activity involved in AV node cell-bundle of His cell electrical coupling. Gene Ontology annotation, cellular component: connexin complex. NCBI's taxonomy places the organism in Eukaryota, Metazoa, Chordata, Actinopteri, Perciformes, Eleginopidae.
ACACCGGCAAACUCCAAUAACAGGUCAUUCGGAGCUAGUGAGGAAUAUGCGUGUGUUCGCAAGAGCAUAACGAGAGUUUGGACGCUAAUUGAAUUUGUUAAAAUCCCUUACUUUAUCUGAGGACAUAUCCGAGUGGGACAAGAAAAGCUGAAAUAGGAUUUGAAAGCAUACCAGAAAGGGUGUGAAAGGAAAACCAAAAGAAAGAAACCUAAGGGGUUUACGUGAGACCCAUUUUAUUAUUUUAUGUCUUUAAGUAGCUGCCUUUAUUGCAGUCAGGUAAGGAUAACAUCAUAUUUCAUUUUUGGUUUCAGGUUAUUCAACAAGCAAUCCUAUCACAGCUUUCAACCUUUGACCUGCAGAUUGAUUAGUUUAGUAUCCCAAUGAGCUGUGAAUUGGAGGCAAUAAGAUACUCUUCAGUUUCUUUUUUUAACCACACAGCUCUGAGAAGGACUGUUGGAUAAAUCUCUAGACCUUCAAGAAGCCAUACCCAAGACAGCACUGCAAUCAUGGGGGAAUGGGGCUUCCUCGGUGGACUCUUUGAUAGCCUCCAGGCCCACUCGCCGAUGCUUGGACGUUUCUGGCUCUUGCUGAUGCUUGUUUUUAGGAUUCUGAUCCUGGGAACUGUAGCCAGUGACCUGUUCGACGACGAGCAAGAGGAGUUUGCCUGCAACACCCUCCAGCCGGGCUGCAAACAGGUGUGCUACGACAUGGCCUUCCCCAUCUCCCAGUACAGAUUCUGGGUGUUUCACAUCGUGCUCAUCGCCACACCUUCCCUGGUUUUCCUCAUGUAUGCCAUGCAUCACCACAACAAGAAGACCAGCCAAAACCGGAGCCAAGUCUACAGGGAAAACCUCCGUUUGAGGAGGCUUUACAUGGUCAACGUGGCCUUCCGUAUGUUGGCAGAAAUAGCCUUUCUGGUGGGCCAGUGGAUGCUGUACGGCUUCAAGGUGGAGGCCCAGUUCCCAUGUAGCCGCUUUCCCUGCCCCUACACGGUGGACUGCUUCACCUCCCGUCCUGCAGAGAAAACCGUCUUCCUCUGCUUCUACUUUGUCGUAGGAUUGAUAUCAGCAAUUUCCAGCUGUAUGGAACUUUUCUACGGCUCCAUCAAGUGGUUCUGCUGCACAAGCCCGCGGCCCCUGACCCCGGAGACCCAGAACCUUGACAACUUCGAGAAGGAAGAAAGGACGGUGUCGGAGAGUGUUCCCGGCAGCAUUAGGCUGAAGGGAGGAGCAGUGAGGAGCCACAUGGGUAGAAAAAGCUCCAGCAUUGGAUACAAACACAGGAGUGGGAGAUAUGUGAGCAGCAAGACAUUCAUGGUGUGAGACAAACUUGAUUUAUUAUGGUGUGAAAAAAAAUGUUAUUAUUAUACAAGUAAUUACUCUAUGGCAUUUCACAUAAAUGCAUCUCACUGUUAACGGUAGAAGGAGACGUCAUAAAGGAAAUGUUUGUGAGUCAGAUAAGGAAAUGAGCAAAGACGAGAGAAAACUGAUUGCAAUUUGAACACUGGAUGACUUGGUUGGUCUCAUGAAUCAUUACAGGCGGUAAAUAGUUCAGGAGAAUAAACAACGGGAUUACACUUGAUUGAGUUGUUUAACACUGAUUGCUCUUUGUUGGAAAGAGAACUGAUUGUACUUCCAUCAGACACACCCUUGAUAGAACUCAAAAUCUCUACAAGCCUGAUAUUUAAAUACACACACACACACACACACACACACACACACACACACACACACACACACACACACACACACACACACACACACACACACACACACACACACACGUUGUACGCUUUUGUACAUUAAGGUUUAAAUACUGUCUUUCCAACUCUUAACACUACAAAGUUCUGAAAAGAGAACAACACACACCGUGUUAAAUAUGAGUUAAACAUGAUAGCAUUUUUAAGUGUCUUUAGUUGUUGUGAAAAACGUUUGGCCAUGGUAUUAGAUUUAAAUGAUCUACUUUCUUACUGACACUUAAGAGAAGCUCAACUUAGCUUAGCUUAGCACAAACAGGGGAAACAGCUAGCUUAAUUUGAGCGACACCUUUUCAAAAUCCACCUAUCAACACUUUAUGCAAUAUAGGCUUUUCUUUUCACUUAUGUAACCCACACAAAACCAAAUAAAGUGUACAAACUCUAUGUAGCAGUUUCAAAGACUAUCUGCAGCUAACUGUUAGCCUAUUAGGUUUUAUACAAAGCUAAGCUACAUUGGAGACGGAUAUUCAUACAUCUCAAAAAGAAAACUAAAUGAUUUCCCAAAAUGUGAAACGUUCCCUUUAAGUGUGGCUAGAUGGUGUGACACUAAUGAUGGAAGAUAAAUGAGUUAAAUGACAUAAUGAGGCAUUCAUUCAUUAUAACUUUAGCAGCACUAGGUUUUACAUUUCUGCAUGUAUCUCAAACAUGACCAUAGUUCAUGGUUGAUACUACUUGAAUUGCUUUACCUGAGACACUAAUUUCAUUUUGUUUGACAACUGAAUAAUUUAUUGGUACUUCCAAAUAUAUGUAUUCUUUCCAUGAGUGCAAUGUAUGUGAUGAAGUACGCUAUGAGGCGUAUUUCCCAUAGCCUGUUUCUGACAGUUGAGAGACUGUUGUUGGUUCGAGUCAGAAACAAGCUGAAUGGCACUGUUGCUUUGUUCCUCCUGCACAACUGGUAUUGUAAAUGUUGUCUUCCUUUGAUGAAAGAGACUUCAAUCAAACCUGCCUCAUAUCAUCACGUUUCACCUGCAAUACAUGAAUAUUAAAGUUCCCCUUCACU